CCUCGAGCCGUGAAGAUCCGAGAGUCGCAAAGAAAACAGAGAAACCGGAGUGAACAAGUGUCGGAAAAUUCAUACUAAAUCAUACUAAACUAAGCCCCAUCAGUUUGUGAAAAAAUGCUGAACAUGGAAAGUGCGGGCGUGGGAGCUGCGAUGGCGGGCCUGAGCAAAACCCUCACCACUCCCUUCUCCAUCAACGACAUCCUCACGCGCAGCAAUCCGGAAACGCGUCGCGUGUCCAGCGUGGACUCUGAUCCAGAACCGGAGAAGCAGAAGCCCUCCGAUCGCGAGAGAUCCGCCUCCAAGUCGCCUCCACUCUGCUGCCGGGACCUCAGCCUCUACAAACUGUCGCAAUCGAAGGAAAUGCCACCGAGUGCCAGGCAAACCAGCAACUAUUUGCAAUACUACGCUGCUGCUCUGGACAACAACAAUCAUCACCAGGCAACAGGAGCAACCGGAAUCCAGAACUCCAGUGCCGCGGACUACAUGCAGCGCAAGUUGGCCUACUUUGGGUCCACCCUCGCUGCUCCUUUGGACAUGAGGCGCUGCACCAGCAAUGAUUCCGACUGCGACUCGCCGCCGCCUUUGAGCAGUUCGCCCUCGGAGUCGCCGCUUUCCCACGACGGCAGCGGUUUGAGCCGCAAGAAGCGUUCGCGCGCCGCUUUUAGCCACGCCCAGGUGUUCGAGUUGGAGCGCCGCUUUGCCCAGCAGAGGUACCUUUCCGGUCCGGAGCGCAGUGAGAUGGCCAAGAGCCUCCGCCUGACGGAGACGCAGGUGAAGAUCUGGUUCCAGAACCGCCGCUACAAAACCAAGAGGAAGCAGAUCCAACAACAUGAGGCGGCUCUUUUGGGGGCCAGCAAGAGAGUUCCUGUCCAGGUGCUCGUGAGGGAGGAUGGCAGCACCGCCUACGCCCACAUGGGAGGUCCAGGAGCGGGUCAUCAUGGAUUGGAUCCCGCUCUGAUCAACAUCUAUCGCCACCAGUUGCAGUUGGCCUAUGGAGGAUUGCCGUUGCCACAGAUGCAGAUGCCCUUCCCGUACUUCUACCCACAACACAAGGUACCACAACCCAUCCCGCCGCCCAGUCAAUCCUCCAGCUUCGCAGCCGCCUCCUCCGCAUCUUCGUCACCCGUUCCCAAUCCCCUCUCCCUCCCAGUUCCCAUUCCGGGUGCAGUGCGUCCGCAGCGAACCCCGUGUCCCAGUCCCGGCAACCAGGUGAUGGGCGUGGAGAGCGGAAACGAGAGCGUCCACUCGGUGGCGGAGGAGGGCGAGGAGAACGUGGAGAUCGACUAAGCGGAUGGGACGGGAGUUCCCCGGCGGAGAGCGGGGAUGCGUUUUUGUGAUAGCCGUAGGAGUUGUGUUUAGUCUCUAUGCGUAAUUAGUAGUCCCAUAGCUUUAGUAGCCCUAAGUUUUAGUUGUACCCACUUGAGA
Molecule: messenger RNA, 1425 nt
Organism: Drosophila ficusphila
Lineage: Eukaryota; Metazoa; Arthropoda; Insecta; Diptera; Drosophilidae
Gene: bap
Product: homeobox protein bagpipe
Exons: 2
Coding region: 115-1287 (390 amino acids)
Biological process (GO): regulation of transcription by RNA polymerase II; cell differentiation
Cellular component (GO): nucleus
Molecular function (GO): RNA polymerase II cis-regulatory region sequence-specific DNA binding; DNA-binding transcription factor activity, RNA polymerase II-specific
Source: RefSeq, a predicted model, not a curated record